Mucor mucedo is the source of this 821-nucleotide messenger RNA. RefSeq lists its product as uncharacterized. The record is from RefSeq and is a predicted model, not a curated record. The transcript has a single exon. NCBI's taxonomy places the organism in Eukaryota, Fungi, Mucoromycota, Mucoromycetes, Mucorales, Mucoraceae. The coding region runs from base 58 to 723 and encodes 221 amino acids.
CCCAUUUAUUUUAGAGUAUCUGUCCUUUUUUCUUUUAAAAAGCUUCCUUUCUCAACCAUGACUGUGCCUUUUAUACCACUUGACCCAUCCAAUGAACGUGCUAUUAUUCAAAAGAAAUGCCCUCCUCUUAUUGAUCAAAUGAAGUCCCUUGAAAUAUCGUCAAGGCGUAAUAGCGAAAGCUCGAUAAGUAAUAUGCUAAAGAAAAUAAAGCAUCAUCCUCCCAAGAUAGAGAUUGCAAAAUCUUUUUUUAAUAUGUGUAUUGCUAGGGCGUGUUUAUCAAUAAAUGAAUACAAUAAAUAUGAGGAGAAGGUGUUACAUAAAAUUCCUGCUCGUGAAGCUCUUGCGUGUUAUAUAUCGGACAACUUCACCCAUGAAGGAAACAUACAAUACAAAAUGCUUAGCGAAAUUGGACAUUUGCUUAUGUGCGGCGGUAUUCCCAAUACUCACUCUGUACAUGUACGAAACUACAGAGUUUUAUUGGGUGGGAAAAGCGUGUAUGAUCGUGAACUUAUGUUUAGCCGUAUGCCAAUGUGGUUAGUAAAAAUUGUCAAGUAUCAUAACAAGUUUAAUCCGGAGCACGCUCGUAUAGGCGGAUGUAUUAUGUGCCAAUUUAUGGUUUACUGCACUGAAGGCAGACCACUCCCUGACAUUGAUUUCGUAAAUAGCCGAACUGUUUCUCUGACAGAAGAGCAAAAAAACAGAUUGAUGGCUUCUAAAAACUAAAAACGCUUGCAAAGAAAAAAUCGUAAGCAUUCGUUUUAGUCGUUACAUUCCAUUAUUAGUAAUUUUAAAUGAAUAAAUCUGACAUAUGGUCCUUAAAC